AAUGAGAAUUUCGAGAAUAAUAAUGUGAAUUUGAAUGCGAUCGGAGGAGAACAACUUCAAAUGGCCUUUCAAACAGCCAAAACCAUGGGAUGGAGUACAUGGGAUCGAUUGAAGAGAGGAUAUGAGGAAGCGACAGGAAGUGGAAUUGUAGGUGGAUUACCUUGGAAAGAAGCAGAUGAACCUAAUCUUGGAACGACUCAUCCAACAUCAGAUGUGAAGGAAAGAGAAGCAAGAGAAGUCGAGCUAGGAUCGAGUGGUUGGAAUGAUAAAAAUUGUAAAGAUGAAAGAUUGAUGGGAGGUGGAUUAGUUGAAGAGAAUCCAUGGAGAACGAAUGAUGAAGAAGACAAGAAAUCUAAACUUUCAAAUCUAACGGAAAUCAAAUCAGAAGUUAAACCAGAAUUAGAAAUCUUCAAGAUGAAGAAGAAUGAAGAUGAUGUGAAUAAAGUGGUGGAAGGGAAUUCAGAUCCAUUAGGAGUAGGUUUCAAUUUUUAGUAAAUAAUUGAAGAUGUGUGGUUGAAUGUAUGCAUCUGAUGUGUCAAAGGUAAUUCUUGUUACAAUGUAUGAAUACGAACAUCCUCAUCUCGCAGUGAAGCAAAACCUGAUGUAAUAUCAAGCAAAUCGAUUCUGAAUCCUUCAAUUUGCAAGGUGCUAUCUGCAUAUGUAGCC
This is a messenger RNA of Melampsora larici-populina 98AG31, 666 nucleotides long. RefSeq lists its product as uncharacterized. The record is from RefSeq and is a predicted model, not a curated record. The coding region runs from base 61 to 492 and encodes 143 amino acids. The transcript has a single exon. Lineage: Eukaryota; Fungi; Basidiomycota; Pucciniomycetes; Pucciniales; Melampsoraceae.